CCAGAUCGCAAAGCCCGCCGUCGUCUUCAAGCUCUUCUCCAAAACCCUAGACCUUCAGUAUUCUCCAUCUUUCUCUCUCUGCUAAUCAUUCUUGAGCUAUGGCGUUUCUCUAUCGCCUCCGUCACGCUUUCCCGUCGAACGCGACUUACAUCAAUUAUCGUCUUCACUACCGUUCUCUCUCGACAAUCCUUUCCCCGGAUUCCACCAAUCCUUUGUCCGCGAAACAGAAAUCGAGGGCCGCACUGUCUCUACUGAAAUCUGAGGACAAUCCUGAGCGUAUAAUUGAUAUUUGCCGAGCUGCUACUCUCACUCCAGAAUCACAUCUCGAUCGCAUCGCUUUCUCUGUUGCUAUUUCCAAGCUUUCAGAGUCCAAGCAUUUCGAUGGGAUUCGCCGGUUCCUCGAGGAAUUGAAAUCUCGUCCCGACUUGAAAAACGAGCGUUUCGCUUGCCAUGCUAUUGUUCUCUAUGGCCAGGCCAAUAUGCUUGAUCAUGCUAUCAGCACUUUCAAGCAAAUUGGCGAACUGGGCGUGUGUCACUCGGUUAAAUCGCUUAACGCAUUGCUAUUUGCAUGCAAUUUAGCUAAGGAUUACAAGGAACUGAAGCGAGUUUUUAUGGAGUUUCCUAAGAUUUAUGGAAUCGAACCAGAUCUGGAUACGUAUAACAGAGUGAUCAAGGCGUUUUCAGAGUCGGGUUCGUCUAGUGCAGUGUAUUCGAUUCUGGCGGAGAUGGACAGGAAGGAUAUCAAACCAAAUGCAACCACUUUUGCGAACUGGCUUGCUGGAUGCUACAAGGAAGAGAAGUACGAGGAUGUUGAGAAGGUCAUAAAAUUGAUGGAAAAAUAUGGCGUUUGGCGUGGAGUUAGUACAUAUAAUGCAAGGAUACAGAGUCUGUGUAAAUUGAAGAGAUCAUCGGAGGCGAAGGCUUUGUUUGAUGGGAUGUUGUCGAGAGGUAUGAAACCAAACUCUGUUACAUAUUGUGAAUUGAUUCAUGGGUUUUGCAAGGAAGGAAAUCUCGAUGAAGCUAAGACCCUUUUCAAGAGAAUGAUCAAUAGCGGUUGCCAACCGGAUAGUGAUUGCUAUUUCACUUUGAUUUACUUUCUUUGUCGAGGAGGAGAUUAUGAAACAGCAUUCAAGCUCUGUGGGGAAAGCAUGGAGAAGGGUUGGUUUCCAAAUAUUACUACAAUGAAGUCUCUUGUUGAUGGGCUUGUUAGCAUUUCGAAGGUCGAUGAGGCAAAGCAACUCAUUGGGCAAAUCAAAGAGAGGUUCUCUAAGAAUGUUGAAACGUGGAAUGAAAUUGAAGCUGGAUUGCCUCAGUGAGGAAAUUCUGGGAUGCUCUGCAACCACCAGGGAAAUACAAGAGGAUGCGCCAUUUUCUUGGCUUGAGCUAAUCACCCUCUGCAUAUGUUUUACAUAGACGAGGAAUUCCAUUGUCAAGUUUAAUGUUCUAGCUUUUGCGCUGGUUGAAAUUUGUAAUGCUUUUGUUGAAUGAGUCCGCUCCUGUUAGGUUAGUACUUUAUGUAUUGAUGGAAACCCAGAUUGUUUUUAAGCAAUUUGUAUGUCAAUAAAGUGAGAAACUUGACAUUA
Molecule: messenger RNA, 1583 nt
Organism: Cucurbita pepo subsp. pepo (vegetable marrow)
Lineage: Eukaryota; Viridiplantae; Streptophyta; Magnoliopsida; Cucurbitales; Cucurbitaceae
Product: pentatricopeptide repeat-containing protein At1g11630, mitochondrial
Molecular function (GO): protein binding
Source: RefSeq, a predicted model, not a curated record